GAAGGGGCUCAGUCAGGGGAGGUGGGGGCGGUGCCGCGGGGCGGGCCCGACCGUCCCGGAGCUAAGUUGUAGAUUCAGGCUUCUCCCGACUCUGUUGCUUCCCCUUGGGCUUCUCCGACCUAACAGCACGGCUUUGGCCCGGGAGCUGCUGAACCCGCGCCGCCUCUGGGUGAGGACACGCCUGCCCUGGUCGAGAAAACUUUUCCUGCCGACUCAGGGCGGUGGUGGCAGGAAGUCCGGGCAAGCGACCUGCCCUCCGCCGGCCCCGCGCGCCCCGCCGGGCGUCAGCACCAAGCUAGCGAUCAAAUUUGUGGGGACCCCUUCUCCACUGACGGCGAGUCUCGCCUCCAGGGAGCGCCUGGCCCCGGGGAGGGCGGCUAGCCAGGGCGAAGGCCAAGGGCGCGUGGUGGCGCCGGAGGCGAGGUGAGGAGCGCCGCCGGGACCCGCACCCGAGAGCGCCGAGGGCGCGCAGCCGGGGAGAAGGGAGCCUCCGGUGGCUGCUGCUUAGAGUCCACAGUCGGCUGCCUCCUCCGGGUGAGGACAGUGUCCUGGUCCGGAGUCUAUUUGAGGAAAAUGAAGUUAAGCCGCCAGUUCACCGUGUUCGGCAGUGCGAUCUUCUGUGUGGUGAUUUUCUCGCUCUACCUGAUGCUGGACCGGGGUCACCUGGACUACCCCAAGAACCCGCACCGCGAGGGCUCCUUUCCCCAGGGCCAGCUCUCAAUGUUGCAAGAAAAAAUAGACCAUUUGGAGCAUUUGCUAGCUGAGAAUAAUGAGAUCAUCUCAAAUAUUAGAGACUCGGUCAUCAAUUUGAGUGAGUCUGUGGAGGAUGGUCCGAAAAGUUCGCAAGGCAAUUUCAGCCAAGGUGCUGGCUCCCGUCUGCUGUCACAGUUAUCCCUCUCAGUUGACCCUGCAGACUGUCAGUUUGCUUUACAAAGUGGAAGUCAGAAUUCAGAUGUUCAGAUGUUGGGUGUUUAUAGUCUACUUUCUUUUGACAAUCCAGAUGGUGGAGUUUGGAAGCAAGGCUUUGACAUUGAGUAUGAAACUAAAGAAUGGGACACUGAACCCCUUCAAGUCUUUGUGGUGCCUCAUUCCCAUAAUGACCCAGGUUGGUUGAAGACUUUCAAUGACUACUUUAGAGACAAGACUCAGUGUAUUCUUAAUAAUAUGGUCCUAAAGCUGGCAGAAGACUCGAGGAGGAAGUUUAUGUGGUCUGAAAUCUCUUACCUUUCAAAGUGGUGGGAUAUUAUAGAUAAUCAGAAGAAGGAUGCUGUUAAAAGUUUAAUAGAAAAUGGUCAAUUUGAAAUUGUGACAGGCGGCUGGGUCAUGCCUGAUGAAGCUACUUCCCAUUAUUUUGCCUUAAUUGAUCAACUAAUUGAAGGGCAUCAGUGGCUGGAAUAUAAUCUAGGAGUGAAACCUCGGUCUGGCUGGGCUGUCGAUCCUUUUGGAUAUUCACCAACGAUGGCUUACCUUCUGAAACUCUCUGGAUUUUCUCAUAUGCUUAUCCAGAGAGUUCAUUAUGCAAUUAAAAAACACUUUUCAUUGCAGAAAUCGCUGGAGUUUUAUUGGAGACAGAAUUGGGAUCUGGGAUCUGUCACAGAUAUUUUAUGCCACAUGAUGCCCUUCUACAGCUAUGACAUCCCUCACACUUGUGGACCUGAUCCUAAAAUAUGCUGCCAGUUUGAUUUUAAACGGCUUCCCAGAGGCAGAGUUGGUUGUCCCUGGGGAGUCCCCCCAGAAACAAUACAUGCUGGAAAUGUUCAUAGCAGGGCUUCGUUGCUUUUAGAUCAGUACCGAAAGAAGUCAAAGCUUUUUCGUAGUAAAGUUCUCCUGGUCCCCCUAGGAGAUGAUUUUCGCUACUGUGAAUACACAGAAUGGGAUUUGCAGUUCAAGAAUUACCAGCGGCUUUUUGAUUAUAUGAGUUCUCAAUCUAAGUUCAAUGUAAAGUGCAAUGCUACCUUUCCUUUCCAAGAUUCCCAUCAAAUCCUCAAUCUGGGUCUCCACUUGCUAGCUGCUACCUGGAUGUUGAGACUUCAUUUCAUUCCAGAUCUCUGCCUACAGCAAAUCCAGAGUUCUGACAUGAGCUGCACUGAGAUCCAGUUUGUGGCCCUAUAUGGGUAA
Messenger RNA from Nycticebus coucang (slow loris), 2118 nucleotides. RefSeq names its product alpha-mannosidase 2-like. The transcript is spliced from 9 exons. Bases 574 to 2118 code for a protein of 514 amino acids. Lineage: Eukaryota; Metazoa; Chordata; Mammalia; Primates; Lorisidae. Gene Ontology annotation, molecular function: alpha-mannosidase activity. Gene Ontology annotation, biological process: protein deglycosylation; mannose metabolic process; N-glycan processing. The record is from RefSeq and is a predicted model, not a curated record. Gene Ontology annotation, cellular component: Golgi membrane.